AAGCCACUCAUUCACGAGUCUCACCCACCUUAGCGCCAUACAAUGAAAAGGACAGCUAAACAGGGGUAUUUUCCAACACUGUCUCUCUUUCCUUCCAUGUUUCUUUUUUUGCUUAUUCAACAAUCCAACCUAAAUUCCUGAUACUCGAGUACUACCGGUAGAGGAGUACCGUACUGUACCUGUCCUCUCUCUGCAGCUUUCGUUUCUUCAUAACCGAGCACUUCCUCACCCUAGACUAUCGCCCUCGCUCUGCAUCGCGUAAGCCGUGGUUUAGUUUCCCAACUCUAGCCAUGGCGCCGCCGACACCCGCCUACGCAAAGUCAGUCAUCAAAAUCCUCUUCAUAUCAUUGAUAUUCGAUUUGGUGAGCCCCCCCCCUCUUCCAGUGUGAAUUUGUCCGUUAUGCUGCACCUGUUUGUCAAUAGGAUCCUUCUAUACUGACCCGUUUAGCUUUCGUUUACUUUAAUUCUACCGCUAUUCCCCAGACUACUCGCAUUCUACCGCGCGCAGCCUGAUAAUGUAGUGCUCGAGUCUAUUUUCACUACCCUAAAUGCCUUCAAAGCCUCGUUUCACCGGCCAAUCUCCUCGCGCUUUGAUGUAGUCCUGCUCGGCGGGGCUCUCGGGUCCCUAUUUUCAUUUCUUCAAGCGAUCUCGAGUCCAUUCUUGGGUGCUCUUAGUGACCGUUAUGGGUAAACACCUCCACCCGAGCCUCCAACCUGUUUGCGGUGUGUAUGAUGCUGAUAUCUGCAUCUUUAAUUUCAGGCGCCGAACAGCUCUAUUGUAUUCCAUGAUUGGAAACAUAAUCUCGGUGCUACUUUGGGUCGUCGCGACAGAUUUUCCGACAUUCCUGGCUUCCCGUGUGGUUGGUGGCCUGUCGGAGGGGAAUGUGCAGAUGGCUAUUGCUAUUGCCACUGACGUCUCCACCCCGGAGACUCGUGGUGCGACUCUAGCACUAUUGGGUGCUGCAUUUUCAAUUGCCUUUACCUUCGGACCUAUGUUGGGAGCUUUCCUUGCUUCCAAGACAAUCUCCUUAGAGAACCCUUUUGCUGCCGCAGCUUGGUUCUCGCUGGCACUUUUGGUGGUAGAGACAGCGUUUUUGUACUGGAAGUUGCCGGAGACCUGCCCUCUAAACGAAGAGCCCAGCAAGGUUGACGUCCAAUCGAAGCGGGAGGACGAGUCCGAAAAGAAGACGGGGGAUGAAAAGGAGACAGGGAGACCGGGUAUCCUUCUCUUAAACCUUACCCACUUCUUGUUCCUCCUUAUAUUCUCCGGAAUGGAGUUCUCCCUACCGUUCAUGACCUUUGACCUGUUCAAUUACACCUCAGCGGACUCCGGCAAACUUCUAGGAUUUGUCGGUCUUCUAGCCUCGAUUCUCCAAGGAUCAUUUGUUAGGAAGUGCGCGCCAAUCGUAGUGGCAAAGACCGGGCUAGCAAGCGCUGGUAUCAGCUUCUUCCUUCUUAGUAGGGUCAACACUCAGUCACAGCUAUACGUAGCCGCAGCAUUCCUCGCGGUAACAAGUGCUUGCGUGGUGACUAGCCUUACCGCACUGGCCAGUUUGAAAGCCGGUAAGAAGGAUAUAGGAAGGGCACUCGGCAGCUUUAGAUCUGCUGGUAAGUUUGUCUCUUUUUUCCCCUCCUCCUUUUUGUUUCGUCUAGUCGCUUGUCGACAGAAUGGGGCUAAUCGACAAAAACCAAUUGACAGGCCAGAUUGGAAGGGCUACUGGACCGAUCUUGUUCUGUAAGUCUACCUCGCGCUGAGGAUGUUACUGGUCCACCGUCGUUUCCAUAACUGAUGAUGAUAUUAUGCAGGCACCCUCUACUGGUGGGCCGGAAGGCAGACAGCGUACGUGGUUGGGGGAACGGGAAUGGUAGGAGUGGCGGCCCUAGUUUUCACCGGUAUUGUGGUGGACUCUGAGCAAGCGAUGGAAUAGUACAUUGUAAAGGGGGGAACAUGGAGGUAGGAGGGACAAGUCCCUUGACCUUACCAGUAAAUUCCUCGGUGAUGGAGGACCGUCUGCAUACCGGUAUCUGGACAGGCGUCCGUGCCGUGCUCAUAUACCAAGAUGCCAUCCUGUAGCGCGGCACACCGCACUUGUAUACCGUUAUUGUACCGGUACAUGUCCAAGUCGUAAUCUGAAAAUGAAAAGAAUAAUAAAAAAUGGCAAUCUUAUUCUCGUGGUGGUAAUCUCGCCAUGGGCAUUGACGGUGGCACACGGAAGCAUUUUGAGGGCCGGAAAAUCUAAGCAAACGCCAUAAACUCGGAAGGCAGACAGUCCAAGUUUCCAAAUCUCGGCCAUAUAGUCAACACCUUUAGCACCCGAGAACCGGUACCACAACCCGAAAGGAAGAGGGCGAGAAAAAUAAAAAAAAUACAAGCAUUGUACGGUACUGCAAAAGAAAUUCAAUCACUAAAGAUCACACACGCCAUGUACUUGUACCGUAAUGCAGCCUGCCGUGCAAGCCCUGUUUCGCCACAAAGCAGAUCCAUCCAGAACCCUUCAAUUAUUUCCCAAAGGCAAGGGGAAUGGGAAAGGCUCUCACUCGCAAUGAUUUCAAAAGGGUCGUCAGUGCUGGAAUUUCCCAAAGGGGUUCCUUUUCUCACUCUCCCAACACAAUUCCCUACAGCCCACCUCCCUUCAUUUUAGCCACAAACAGCACAACGCCCCAAUCGUGGUCAUUACAAACGACCAAUCCAGACCCCUAUUGUGGCAUUGGGAGCAAUAAAAAAUAAAAAUAAAAAUAAAAUAGAGAGAGAGAGAGAGAGAGCUGAAGAACCGACAACUCUCUUCGAAAUGGAUCCCAGUGCCGGUAUUAUAUUAUCCCUCAGUCCACCGGGUGCUGCGUCAGAAAUGUCUUACAUGGGAGAAUAACGAGAUCUGGAAGGUACGGUCCGGGUACUUGUGUGAUAUCCUUCCUCAAUGGGUAAUAAAUCGCUAGAGUUUCAAACUGAGACUUUAUCCCGCGGAUCCCUUGGACGUGGUGACAGCCAAGGAUACAGUUCUGUGAUCAUAAAAGAAGGGAAGGGAGAAAUGGGAACAAACAGAGAGGCACCGGAUUGGGUAUCACACUCGCAGGGUAGCCAAGCGUGAGGGAAGGCAAGAGAUUGGGAUCCACGAUACUCGAGCAAGCUGACAGCCACGGGGUACGAAUCAAAUUCGCGUACGGUACCCGAGUACACAGGGGAAGCAAGGUAAUAUAGAGAACGGCACGGGAAUGGAGGAGGGAAGGAAGGGGAACUCGUAUCCCCGCGCACUCAUUCCAUCUCUCUCAGCUCGACGGGCAAGCGAAGGGGGCGAUAGAGAUGGUACGAGUACUCGAGUACAGUACUGUACUCGUGUUCUCACCCCGCCCCGCCAGGAAUAGGGAAAUGACAAGUGCUUCAAACAGAUGAAGCCUCUCUUCCCUGUCGGUUUUUCCUCUCGGUGAGGGCGCCGAUACCGCCCGGGUACUCGAGUACUGGUACGCGUCGCUCCUGUUGUAGAGUGCUUGUAUUGUACAAGUACUGGUACGGCAUACCUCUUGUGAUUGUUGUUGUUGUCGUCGUCGUCGUCGUCGUGGCCACUCCUGCCGGUAGUGCUGGUGGUAGACUACAGAGCGAAUUUCCGGUCGGGGUGGCAGGAUCGUCGGACGGGGUUUUGGGAAAGGUAUCAUAUCAUACUGCGUAAUGAAAGUACGGUACUAGUACAGUAACGAAUUGGAGUACGAGUACCGUAUUGUACUCAGCUACCGUAGCAUUUGUUCCGCCCGUCUGGAUCAAGUUGGAUUGGAAGGGGUGGAUAAAGUGUUUUCUUUUUCUUAAUGAUGAUGAUCCU
This is a messenger RNA of Tuber aestivum (summer truffle), 3809 nucleotides long. The record is from the annotation of a GenBank genome assembly. NCBI's taxonomy places the organism in Eukaryota, Fungi, Ascomycota, Pezizomycetes, Pezizales, Tuberaceae.